UAUGAAAACCCCUGGACGAUCCCAAAUAUACUGUCAAUGGCAAGAAUGGGUUUGGCGCCAGUUUUAGGCUAUUUGAUUGUUGAAGAAAAUUUCGAUGUUGCACUAGGUGUCUUUGUUUUGGCUGGCAUAACGGAUUUGUUGGAUGGAUUUAUUGCACGAAACUGGGCUAAUCAGAAAUCCGCUUUGGGAAGCGCUCUGGAUCCUCUGGCUGAUAAAAUUCUCAUCAGUGUGCUCUACGUCAGCCUAACUUGUGCAAAUCUCAUCCCAGUUUCACUUACUUCCAUGAUUAUCUUGAGGGAUGUAGCGCUCAUUGCUGCUGUUUUUUAUGUGCGAUACAAAACUCUUUCUCCGCCGAGAACACUCAGUAGGUAUUUUAAUCCUUGUUAUGCUACUGCCCAAUUAAAACCAACGUUCAUUAGCAAGAUGAAUACAGCGUUUCAGCUAUUUUUGGUGGCAGCUUCUUUAGCAGCUCCAGUUUUCAAUUAUGUGGACAGCAUAUAUCUGCAGACAUUAUGGUGCAUCACAGCUUUCACAACGGUAACGUCCGCGUACAGCUAUUACCACUAUGGCCGGAAAACGGUUCAGGUGAUAAAUAACAAAUGAAGUAUUCCCAAAAGGGCUGGGUCUUGGCAGCGUGGCGUGCUGGACUGCCGGAGACGGUUGUAAUGCAGCUGAGUUUUGGAUCAAGAACUCUCGUUUGUCUGCUGAAACCGUCGCAUCACAAUGAAGUGAAGUUUGAACAUGUACUGUGUGUAUAUAUGUAGAGACACUUUUCAAUGUAUUUUUAAUUUGUUUAAAAAUGAAGUUGUUUACAAAAACAAAUAAAUAAUAUUCUUAAAGACACAG
Molecule: messenger RNA, 846 nt
Organism: Tauraco erythrolophus (red-crested turaco)
Lineage: Eukaryota; Metazoa; Chordata; Aves; Musophagiformes; Musophagidae
Source: RefSeq, a predicted model, not a curated record